UAAGAGGAAACACAAGGUUGACCUUGAACGCUGGAAGCAGAGGAAAAUGAAGCGAAGAGGACUUUAUGUGACCCGGCUUUCAAAGGCAUUUGUGUUCAAGAGCCACAAAGCAAAGGAAAAACGCACAUCAAAGUCUCAAUCAAGAGCAUCUGAGACCAAAGACACAACCCUGGAUGAGGACACUCAGGCCAUAAUUGCAGAUGUCCCAGUCCUUUCUCAGACACAGGAGGAUGAUGGAGCAGCGGACACAAUGACCAACUGCAAGAGACUGUCAACACAGCUUUGCAACAACGUCACAAUGUCAGUUUGGAAAGCUGACUUGACUGACUUUAAAGUUGAUGCAGUUGUGAAUGCUGCCAAUUCCAAACUGGGACACCAUGGAGGACUUGCAAAGGCAUUGUGUGAUGCUGGUGGACCAGACAUCCAGGCUGAGAGCAAUAAAUACAUUUUGGAAAAGGGACAAUUACCAACAGGACAAGCUCAUGUCACAACAGCAGGGAAACUGCGGUGUAAUAGCAUAAUUCAUGUGGUGGGACCUUGUCUACAGAGGAAUCCCACACCAGAAAUGAUCAGAAUGGCAAAACCCCUUUUGAAGAAGGCUGUAGUGAAUCUACUUAAAAUCGCAGAACAGCAUAACCUGUGUUCUGUUGCCAUUCCAGCAAUAAGUUCUGGAAUUUUCAACUUUCCACUGCCGUUAUGUGCGGACGUGAUAGUAACAACAAUAAAACAGUACUGCAAACAGAAAAAGGCAAACUCUCCACCGUUUAAACUUCACCUUGUCAACAAUGACAAUAAAACAGUGAGGGAAAUGGAAAGAGCGUGUAAGAAGAUACUUUCUUGUCAUGAGGACAAGGAUAUGCCACCAACAGCCAAAGUCCACCUACAGGUGAAAUCAAACUAA
Molecule: messenger RNA, 901 nt
Organism: Notolabrus celidotus (New Zealand spotty)
Lineage: Eukaryota; Metazoa; Chordata; Actinopteri; Labriformes; Labridae
Product: macro domain-containing protein LA_4133-like
Exons: 4
Coding region: 47-901 (284 amino acids)
Biological process (GO): negative regulation of gene expression; positive regulation of type II interferon-mediated signaling pathway
Cellular component (GO): cytoplasm; nucleus
Molecular function (GO): transcription corepressor activity; ubiquitin-like protein ligase binding
Source: RefSeq, a predicted model, not a curated record